Messenger RNA from Diaporthe amygdali, 789 nucleotides. RefSeq lists its product as uncharacterized. The coding region runs from base 1 to 789 and encodes 262 amino acids. The record is from RefSeq and is a predicted model, not a curated record. The transcript is spliced from 3 exons. Lineage: Eukaryota; Fungi; Ascomycota; Sordariomycetes; Diaporthales; Diaporthaceae. Gene Ontology annotation, cellular component: cytoplasm.
AUGGAUAACCAGGUCGAACGACUCGUAAACAAGGCCUGGGACAAGUUCCUGCAGACGCCCCCCGAACGGCGACUCAUGAUUGGAAUCGGCGGAAUUCCAGGCUCAGGCAAAACGACCCUCUCCCAGAUCGUGACCACGGCCCUCAACGCCAGGCACGCAAAGCUGGAGACCUCGCAUUCAUCAUACACCCCGACGCCGAUAGCAGCCUUCGUGCCCAUGGACGGCUACCACCUGACGCGGGCGCAGCUGUCGGCGAUGCCAGACCCGGCGACGGCGCACGCCCGGCGCGGCGCAGAGUUCACCUUCGACGGCGCCUCCUUCCACAAGCUGAUCCAGGCGCUCCGCGAGCCCCUGGCCGUGCCCCCGGCCCCGGCCCCGGCCCCGGCCCCGGCACAGACGCCCGCGAGGCCCGAGGACUACCCGGCGGGGACGGUCUUCGCGCCGUCGUUCGACCACGCCGUCAAGGACCCCAAGGAGGCCGACAUCCCGAUCCUGCCGUCACACCGCAUCGUCGUCUUCGAGGGCAACUACGUCGCGCUGGACAAGGAGCCGUGGUCGGCCGCCGCGCGCCUGAUGGACGAGGUGUGGUUCGUCGACGUCGACUUCGCCGUCGCCCGAAGGCGGCUGGUCGCGCGCCACGUCAAGGCUGGCAUCGCUGCCGACGAGGCCGAGGCGGACCGGAGGGCGGUCGAGAACGACUUGCCCAACGGGGAGGAGAUUGUUGGCAAGCGGCUGCCCGUGGACGAGGUCAUUGUGUCGAGGGAGGACACGGCGUGGGUGCAUGAGUGA